AUGGGACAUUCUCCUCUUUUAGAAGGAAAAAGAAAUGUACAGAGUGGAGAAACCCACAACACAAGGAGUGUGGAAAGCCUGGCAGAUCCAGAAAAGAAAUACACUGGAUGGAAGCUUAUUGGCAGAGGGGGUUUUGGAACCAUUUAUAAGGCCUUUGACACUGCCACAGGACGAGUGGUGGCCAUAAAGAAAAUUGAUCUCCAGCACCAGGGCUGCAAGAAAAUGUUGAAAGAAAUCCUGGUCAUGAGGGAAAAGAAGACCCCCAAUAUUGUUACCUACCUAGAAAGCUACCUUGUCAGUGAGGCUGUCUGGCUGGUGUUGGAGUACAUGGACGGAGGCUCUUUAGCAAAGGUGGUCCGCAAGAAAAGGAUGGCUGUAGGACACAUAGCAACAGUGUGUUGGGAGUGCCUGAAAGGCCUGGCUUUCCUUCAUGCCAAUCAGGAUCACAGAGACAUCAAAAGUGGCAACAUCCUUCUGGGCCGGGAUGGCUCCGUCAAGUUGGCUGAUUUUGGCCUCUGUGCUCUGCUCAGCCCUGAGCAGAAGAAACGGAGGUCAAUGGUCAGGACAACUUGCUGGAUGGCACCCAAGGUCAUGAGAAGAGAGCCAUAUGGGCCUAAGGUAGACACCUGGUCCCUUGGCAUCGUGGGAAUAGAAAUGGCCAAAGGAGAGGCUCCUUAUGUUCAGGAAAGCAAUGACAGGGUUCACCUGGUAGCAAAGGAACUGAAGUAUUGCAGUGAUGGGGAAGGAGGCCUGCAGUGGGGCUUGAAGAACACAACAAAAGCAGUCCCUGCCAAGCGGUUCCAGAUUGGUCUGUGGGAAGGCAAGGGCUGUGGGGGGGCUGACUGUGACCCUCAGAGGGCACCCAGCUUGUCCCUCCUGCCCCACUCUUAG
Vidua chalybeata is the source of this 891-nucleotide messenger RNA. Its product is annotated as serine/threonine-protein kinase PAK 1-like. Gene Ontology annotation, cellular component: cytoplasm. NCBI's taxonomy places the organism in Eukaryota, Metazoa, Chordata, Aves, Passeriformes, Viduidae. Gene Ontology annotation, biological process: protein phosphorylation; intracellular signal transduction; regulation of MAPK cascade. Gene Ontology annotation, molecular function: protein serine/threonine kinase activity; ATP binding. The record is from RefSeq and is a predicted model, not a curated record.